AAGAGUCUAUUCAGGAGGAAGUAAUCCCAGAAAAGGAAGAACAGGCAGAGCAAGAUGUGUAGCUCUGUGGCUGCCAAGUUGUGGUUUUUGACAGAUCGUCGAAUCAGGGAAGACUAUCCCCAAAAAGAGAUCUUGCGAGCAUUAAAGGCCAAAUGUUGUGAGGAGGAACUGGACUUUAGGGCUGUGGUGAUGGAUGAGGUGGUGCUAACAGUCGAGCAAGGAAACCUGGGUCUUCGUAUCAAUGGAGAACUAAUUACUGCCUACCCUCAGGUGGUGGUAGUGAGAGUACCAACCCCUUGGGUGCAAAGUGAUAGUGACAUCACUGUUUUGCGUCAUCUAGAGAAGAUGGGAUGCAGGUUGAUGAACCGACCUCAAGCCAUCCUGAACUGUGUUAAUAAGUUCUGGACGUUUCAAGAGUUGGCAGGUCAUGGUGUUCCUCUGCCAGAUACUUUCUCUUAUGGUGGUCAUGAAAAUUUUGCUAAAAUGAUUGAUGAAGCAGAAGUACUGGAGUUCCCAAUGGUAGUGAAGAACACACGGGGUCAUAGAGGCAAAGCAGUUUUCUUGGCUCGCGAUAAGCACCAUUUGGCUGAUCUAAGCCAUCUUAUUCGCCAUGAAGCUCCAUACCUGUUUCAGAAGUAUGUUAAAGAGUCUCAUGGAAGGGAUGUACGUGUCAUUGUCGUGGGAGGCCGUGUGGUUGGCACCAUGUUACGCUGUUCAACGGAUGGGAGGAUGCAAAGCAACUGCUCACUAGGUGGUGUCGGGAUGAUGUGCUCAUUGAGUGAACAAGGGAAACAGCUAGCUAUCCAGGUGUCUAAUAUCCUGGGAAUGGAUGUGUGUGGCAUUGACCUGUUGAUGAAAGACGACGGCUCCUUCUGUGUCUGCGAGGCCAAUGCAAAUGUAGGUUUCAUAGCCUUUGAUAAGGCUUGUAAUCUAGAUGUAGCUGGUAUCAUAGCGGACUAUGCCGCCUCCCUUCUGCCCUCUGGCCGGCUCACCCGGCGUAUGUCCCUGCUCUCCGUGGUGUCCACGGCCAGUGAGACUAGUGAGCCGGAGCUGGGUCCCCCAGCCAACACUGCUGUCGACAACAUGAGCGCAAGUUCCAGCUCUGUUGACAGCGACCCUGAAACCACGGAGCGAGAGCUGCUCACCAAGCUCCCAGGGGGCCUAUUCAACAUGAACCAACUGCUAGCCAAUGAAAUCAAACUCCUGGUGGAGUGAUUCCACCAGUAAAUAAUUAACCAACAAAACCCUUGUAAAACUUUCUUUUUCUUCUUUCCUUUUUUUCUUUCUUUUUUCUUUUUCUUUUUCUUUUUUUUUUUUUUUUUUUAACCAACUUGCAAUGCUGUUCAUGGAAAAUGCUCAGAAAGAUGAGAGAAAAUUGGGUAGGAUUAGUUAGGAGGGAAGAAGGGGGAGAUAGACGAGACCUUUGCUACUAAGAUGUUACUGACUUUGAUUUACAAAUCCUACCGAUAGAGAGGCAGAAGAGGUGAGAUACAGAAAAAUGUCAGGCUCUCAUAAUUUUACAUUACUCAGAAAUGUGUAGGCUCUCAGGCCGUGAAGAACAUAAUAUUUUCAUGGUCUCUUGCUUUUGUUUUUGUACAGUUGGUACAAAUUUCAGAAUAGUGUAACUUAACAUUGUGUUGUAAUCCGUGAGGAAGACAUCUACCUAAAUUAUAAUUUUUUUAUGCAAAUCUGAAAAUUCAGCCUAUACACUAUUAUCUAGGAGCUUUAUGUUCAUAGUUAUGAAAUCUUGAGGAGCUCUUUUAUUGACUUUUUCCCCCUUAAUUUGGGUGGGAGGGCAACCUGAAUG
Balaenoptera ricei (Rice's whale) is the source of this 1807-nucleotide messenger RNA. RefSeq names its product beta-citrylglutamate synthase B. Lineage: Eukaryota; Metazoa; Chordata; Mammalia; Artiodactyla; Balaenopteridae. Bases 55 to 1215 code for a protein of 386 amino acids. The record is from RefSeq and is a predicted model, not a curated record. Gene Ontology annotation, biological process: protein modification process. The transcript has a single exon. Gene Ontology annotation, molecular function: metal ion binding; ATP binding; ligase activity, forming carbon-nitrogen bonds. Gene Ontology annotation, cellular component: cytoplasm.